UAUAUAUAUAUAUAUAUAUAUAUAGAUAUAUUUUUAGUAUUUAUUUUUUUGGUUAUGGAGAAAUUCCCGGGUGAGCUUUGUCUGAAGAUCUUCCAAUUCCUGGAUCACCAGAGCAUUGCCACCGCCAUCCAAGUAUGCAGGAGGUGGAGGAGAUUAGCAUCCGAUGAUGAGUUAUGGUGCAACCUGUUUAGAGAAAGAUGGGGAGGAGACGCUGCUUCAUUUUAUGCGCCGCAGGAUUCCAAAUCAUGGAAGGAUGUGUACGUCGUACAAGACCGAUGCGAUCGCUAUGGACUGGGUCUAAAAAUCAUUAGAGAAGGGAAUGAUUACUACCUCAUUCAUCAAGGAGAAAUUCAGAGGCACUUAGGUUCUGGUCAUCGUAGAAGAGGGUACAAUGAAGAAGUCCCCUUAAAUGAUGCGGACGAGCGGGAACUCUCCGAGAUUUCCAAUAGAAUCCUCUUCUUUCUCGGCGAUUUGGAGGCCGCCUGCGCCGAUGCUAAGCGUGGGAGGCUAUGAAUAUGUAGAUAGGUAACAAUUGAUCCAUGUUGUAUGUCUUAACACCAGGUUUUUAGGAUACAUAUUGUUGUUGUGAAGUUAAUGUCUGUGUGGUAAGUUCAAUUGUAACCACUGAAAUAUAACACUGGGAACAUAAUGGUACUUUCUGUAACUUCAUCCUGUGAUAUUUAUUUUAAUAUUCUAAUACUAUGUGAUGUUUUACUUUUUAA
Messenger RNA from Ananas comosus (pineapple), 722 nucleotides. RefSeq lists its product as uncharacterized. The record is from RefSeq and is a predicted model, not a curated record. The transcript has 3 exons. Gene Ontology annotation, molecular function: protein binding. Gene Ontology annotation, biological process: SCF-dependent proteasomal ubiquitin-dependent protein catabolic process. Bases 55 to 513 code for a protein of 152 amino acids. Gene Ontology annotation, cellular component: SCF ubiquitin ligase complex. Lineage: Eukaryota; Viridiplantae; Streptophyta; Magnoliopsida; Poales; Bromeliaceae.